Branchiostoma belcheri (Belcher's lancelet) is the source of this 1346-nucleotide messenger RNA. RefSeq lists its product as uncharacterized. Bases 539 to 1165 code for a protein of 208 amino acids. The transcript is spliced from 2 exons. NCBI's taxonomy places the organism in Eukaryota, Metazoa, Chordata, Leptocardii, Amphioxiformes, Branchiostomatidae. The record is from RefSeq and is a predicted model, not a curated record.
UAUCACCCCAAACUACUCACUAAACAGCAGAAGUCAUGUAGCCUGUACACCGGGCAGCCAUUUUCUUCAAAACAAGUUCUAUUUGCCAUGCGUAGAAGAUAUAAGGUCCCUUUUUAUCAACCCAUCCCACCCAUUUUGCUUGAAAUUGGAACAGUCCGUCUGCCAAGCCGGUGCAGGGGGAAUGCCGCCCGGCCUUGGGGCCGUCAGGCAGGGCACGUUAAGUGUCACUGCAGCUGUACUAGUUAUAAGGGUCGAAAACAGGGGUUCUAUUUUGUAGUGACGAGUGAUGAGCUAUUGGAAGGGAAAGACGAAAAUAUAUAUUGCCCAAGGAAAACAGUCCUGAAUUACUCUUCACCGAAAUCUACCUGGUCUCCAGUGUUCACGUCCGUUUGAUAAACUCUGCGUGAAGAAUAAAGCGGACUACCUUACGCUGUACAAGAAAAAGACGUCUACGGCCCACGAUUGAACAUUUUCCUGGCCUUAAAUUCGCAGAUGGCCUUGUUUCUGAUGAAUUCCAAACUCAUAACAGUACGGUAAGAUGGAAUCUUCCGAAAAGAGACAGACGUCUGAGCCAGGCCGUGAGUCAGUCCUGGACAUAGCAGACGACACGAGGGUCUGGAUCGUCCCUGAGAACGAGUUCGACCCACAAUUCCUGGACCAGCUGUCGUUGGUCUCGUUCCCAACUCAGUCCGAGUGGAUCGUGUCGCCGCCGCAUCCAGGACAAGACGGGCUGGCAUUCUGGAUUCCUGUCAAAGACGACUCCAAAAAGAGCGGGAAACGUAAGUUGAAGUCGCCCUAUUCAGUAAUUCGUCCGACUGUUCCUCCGAAAAGAAAGGAAGGCUAUCUACCGAAGGCUCUGGCGGGGGUUGUGGAUACUCUGUGGGCCUCUCGUGGUUUUGCAGGACACCUGUCAGCGUUGCUGAACGAUACAACACGACCGUUCGCGCCUCUUCCAUUCGAACAUGUGACUCAGCUUCGAGCUAAGCAGCAAGUAACAGCAUCACCUGGUGGAGACGGCUGCACAGAAAUGUCAGGCGUAGCAGAAACCCGUAUAGUGGACCCAAAUUUGUCCAAGGCAGUUGCAGAUAUUGUAGUUGAGACAAACUCGGGUGCCUCAGAGAAAAUGCGUGACGCAAUAGAUCCGGUCGUUUGUACUCCGUCAUAGUUUAUUGUUCUAGAAUGAAUAAAUGAACAACUGCAACUGAUUUUAUAUGGAUAAAACACAAAGUCUUGGAAGUGUAACCAUCUGCUAACAGCUUUAUUUCGAUUUAUCUGAUGAACUAUUACAUGAGGAUAGACUUUAUCAUGUACUUUUUGAAAUCAAAUUAUAUACAGCCACAGUACUA